Messenger RNA from Verticillium alfalfae VaMs.102, 1152 nucleotides. RefSeq names its product amino-acid permease inda1. The transcript is spliced from 3 exons. Bases 1 to 1152 code for a protein of 383 amino acids. Gene Ontology annotation, cellular component: membrane. Gene Ontology annotation, molecular function: amino acid transmembrane transporter activity. Lineage: Eukaryota; Fungi; Ascomycota; Sordariomycetes; Glomerellales; Plectosphaerellaceae. Gene Ontology annotation, biological process: amino acid transmembrane transport. The record is from RefSeq and is a predicted model, not a curated record.
AUGGACUCCACGACUCAAGAGCAACAAACCAUCGACGGUUUUCAGACCGAGAAGCCUGAUAUGGGCCUCAAAAACACCAGCACUCAGGAGGUGGUCGCAUCCGAGCUUUUCCACGAGGAGAACUUCUUUACUCGCUAUGGACUCAAUCUUGCCUCGUUCAAGAAGGGCCAUUAUGGAAAAGGCUCGCUCGAGCUCAAGCGGCCCAUGCAAGCCCGGCAUCUGAACAUGAUCGCCAUUGGAGGAGCGAUUGGUGCUGGGUUCUUUGUUGGGUCUGGGCGGGCUCUUUCGUCCGGUGGACCAGCGUCUCUCAUCAUAUGUUUCUGCCUGACAGGAAUCUUGAUCUUCAACGUCGUCUUCGCACUUGGCGAGUUGGCCGUCAUGUACCCUAUCUCCGGGGGCUUCUAUACUUAUUCUACCCGAUUUAUCGAUCCGUCCUGGGGCUUCGCCAUGGGAUGGAACUACAUUUUCUCUUGGGCUAUCAUCCUCCUACUUGAACUUACCGUCUGUGGUAUGGUCAUUCGGUACUGGGACAACUCCAUCAGCAUCGGGCUGUGGAUCAUAAUCUUUAUGGUGGCAUUGCUCUUCUUAAACCUGUUCGGCGGUAUUGGUUACGCCGAAGAAGAGUUCUGGGCCUCCUUAUUAAAGAUCAUCACUAUCAGCACCUUUAUGGUGAUUUCUGUUGUCCUGAUUUGUGGAGGGGGCCCUUCUUCUGGACGGUACGACGAUUACUGGGGCACCCGACUUUGGCAAGACCCCGGGCCAUUCCGGUACGGGUUCCGAGGGUUCUGUUCCGUGUUUGUUACCGCUGCUUUCUCUUUCAACGGUUCCGAACUGGUGGGCCUUGCUGCUGCUGAAAGCAAGAACCCUACGAAAGCGCUUCCUAGUGCUAUUAAGCAGGUCUUCUGGCGUAUUACCCUCUUCUACGUCCUGGGUCUCUCUCUGAUAGGCCUUCUUAUUCGGUCUGACGAUCUUAGAUUGAUUUCAGAAUCCGCCUAUGCCGACGUUUCUGCCUCCCUAUUUGUCCUCGUCGGCCUUUACGCUGGUUUGAGGGGCUACGACCAUUUCAUUAACGCGGUUAUCCUGAUAUCGGUAUUAUCCGUCGGAAUGUCCUGCGUUUUCGGCGGCUCUCGGACUCUAACGGCUCUCGCUUAG